CAGGGUCUGGAGAGCAGCGGUGUCCUGCAGGAGGGGGGGAACCCAGCCUCGGGAGCACCCUGGGGGCGGGAGCCUUGGCGGCUGCGUUUGCUCAGAGGGAGGGGCCGGCCAGCGCCUGUGGGGCAGUCCCGAGGGUCUGCGGCGCCUCCACAGAUAAGGCAUUAACAGUUGGGGCGGACUCACCUUCAGAUCUGCUGACGCCAGGUGCUCGGGGCGAGGUGCCAAAGGUUCCCUAUAAAGUGCUGGGGCUCUGGGCCUGCGGCCACUCGCCCUCUGGCUCCCGACCCGCCUGGGCCACCAGGGACCGGCCCUGCGACCGCCAUGGUGAGGCUCGUGUUGCCCAACCCGGGCCUGGAGGACCGGAUCCCGUCCCUGGACCAGCUGGAGAGCAUCGAGGCCAAGGAGGCCGGCUCCCGGCCCCAGUGGGACAACAAGGCCCAGUACAUGCUCACCUGCGUGGGCUUCUGCGUGGGCCUGGGCAACGUGUGGCGCUUCCCCUACCUGUGCCAGAGCCACGGCGGAGGGGCCUUCAUGAUCCCGUUCCUCAUCCUGCUGGUCGUGGAGGGUAUCCCCCUGCUGCACCUGGAGUUCGCCAUCGGGCAGAGGCUGCGGAAGGGGAGCGUGGGCGUCUGGAGCUCCAUCCACCCGGCCCUGAAGGGCGUAGGUGCGCCGCCGGGCUCUGCCGGGGUCCCGUAUUGGCAGCACGCGCCCCUCCUUCCUUCCCCGCCUUCACUGCCAGAUUUCAGGGAGAGGAGGGGCCCAGCGCUUGGGCCCCGCCCCCCGGGUCUUCGCAGACCCCUCCUUACAAGCUCAGGUCAGGGCCUGGGUCACUGCUGGCCGCCAGGGCCCAGCAGGGCAGCGGACACCAUCCUGAGUCCCCAGGCGACCAGCGGGUUGGAGGGUGUAGACGCACUGGGAGAGUAGAGACCCCGCCCCUGCCGACUCCCUGCCCAGAUCAGGGCUCGGCAGUGGCUGGAUGGCCCGGAGGUGGGCUGACUGCUGAGGCCACACUCUUGCUCUCCAAGUUUCCUCCAUCCACUCCUUACGGUCAGCAAGGAGGUUCCUCCCCAGCAGUGACACCUCAGCCGGCACUGACCCCUCGGCCGGCACUGACCCCUCGGCCGGCAC
Herpailurus yagouaroundi (jaguarundi) is the source of this 1128-nucleotide messenger RNA. Its product is annotated as sodium-dependent neutral amino acid transporter B(0)AT1-like. Gene Ontology annotation, molecular function: neutral L-amino acid transmembrane transporter activity. The record is from RefSeq and is a predicted model, not a curated record. Gene Ontology annotation, biological process: nitrogen compound transport; neutral amino acid transport; sodium ion transmembrane transport. Gene Ontology annotation, cellular component: apical plasma membrane; plasma membrane; brush border membrane. The transcript has 2 exons. Bases 322 to 924 code for a protein of 200 amino acids. NCBI's taxonomy places the organism in Eukaryota, Metazoa, Chordata, Mammalia, Carnivora, Felidae.